Brachypodium distachyon (stiff brome) is the source of this 2116-nucleotide messenger RNA. Its product is annotated as EH domain-containing protein 1. The record is from RefSeq and is a predicted model, not a curated record. NCBI's taxonomy places the organism in Eukaryota, Viridiplantae, Streptophyta, Magnoliopsida, Poales, Poaceae. The coding region runs from base 98 to 1906 and encodes 602 amino acids. Gene Ontology annotation, molecular function: GTP binding; protein binding; calcium ion binding. The transcript is spliced from 15 exons. Gene Ontology annotation, cellular component: cytoplasm; plasma membrane; intracellular membrane-bounded organelle. Gene Ontology annotation, biological process: endocytosis; endosomal transport.
AGAGAACGAUGGCCGGGUCGCCGAUCGCCGCCCCGGUCGCUGGGGCACCGCCGCAUUUGCCGCGGUCGAUCGGGCCCUUGAAGUGAACCCGUUCCCCAUGCGCGCGCGCGGGGGCGUCUUCCUCCUUCCUCCUCGUCUCUUCUCUCCAGCCGUUCGUUCGCUCGGCCUCUCUCCCCAACCGGGCCGAGGGGAGAAGGAAGGUGACCCUGACCGGGGCCGGGGGGAGGGAAGGAUUGUUCGGGAUCCCGGGAAUCAAUCAAUGGCGUCGUCGGCGUCGGCGUCGGCGAACUCGUCGCCCGUCAGGUGGGGCCUCAAGGAGCAGCGCAGCGUCUACCUCCGCUGGUUCUACAUCGCCGACGACGACGGGGACGGGCGCGUGACGGGGAAAGACGCGCUCAAGUUCUUCGCCAUGUCCAACCUCGCCAGGGACGAGCUCAAGCAGGUUUGGGCAAUCGCUGAUUCCAAACGUCAGGGCUACCUUGGAUUCGCGGAAUUCAUGGCUGCCAUGCAGCUGGUUUCUCUGGCACAAGCAGGGCAGGAGAUCAGUAAAGACACCAUUGCACACGCAGAUUUGGAUAACCUACAGCCUCCGACAAUGGAAGGUCUGGAUAAAAAACUAAAAAAGAAGUCUGCAAACAGGAGCAGCUCCGACAUUACUGCAUACCAUCCAACCGAGUCACCUUUGUCAUCUAGCUGGUUUAACUCUAAGUCGGGAAAGAAGAUUACUUUGAAAUCAGUUACUUCAAUUAUUGAUGGACUAAAGAAAUCAUACAUAGAGAAGUUGAGGCCUUUAGAAAAAACUUAUCAGUAUAAUGACUUUGUUUCACCUUUGCUGACUAGCAGCGAUUUCGAUGCGAAGCCAAUGAUCAUGCUAUUGGGUCAAUAUUCCACGGGAAAAACCACAUUCGUAAAACAUUUACUAAAGACAAGUUAUCCAGGAGCUCAUAUUGGACCAGAGCCCACAACCGACAGAUUUGUUGUCAUAACUUCUGGACCAGAUGAGAGAUGCAUUCCUGGGAACACAAUUGCGGUUCAAGCUGACAUGCCAUACAGUGGGCUAUCAGCGUUUGGAACCGCGUUUUUAUCGAAGUUUGAGUGUUCUCAGAUGCCUCACCAAUUACUGGAGCACAUAACCUUUGUGGACACUCCUGGAGUUCUAUCAGGGGAGAAGCAGAGAACGCAGCGCAGCUACGAUUUCACUGGAGUCACGUCAUGGUUCGCAGCCAAGUGUGACCUGAUCCUUCUCCUGUUUGAUCCACAUAAGCUCGACAUCAGCGACGAGUUCAAGCGGGUGAUUGGGUCGCUAAAAGGGAACGAUGACAAAAUACGCAUAGUUCUCAACAAGGCAGACCAAGUUGACGCACAACAGCUGAUGAGAGUCUACGGAGCACUGUUAUGGUCGCUUGGGAAAGUCCUCAACACACCUGAAGUCAUGCGCGUCUACAUAGGGUCGUUCAACGACAAGCCGAUCAGGGAGACGGCGGCCGGGCCACUGGGCAUGGAGCUGUUCGAGCGAGAGCAGGAGGACCUGAUGUCGGACCUCAACGACAUCCCAAAGAAGGCAUGCGACCGCCGGAUCAAUGAGUUUGUGAAGCGGGCUCGGUCGGCGAAGGUGCAUGCGUACAUAAUCGGGCACCUGAAGAAGGAGAUGCCGGCGCUGAUGGGGAAAGGCAAGGCGCAGCAGCGGCUGCUGGAGACGCUGGAGGAGCAGUUCGACAAGGUGCAGAAGGAGAUGCGGCUGCCGGCGGGGGAUUUUCCCAGCGUCGAGGAGUACCGGGACACGUUGAGCGCGUGCAACUUCGACCGUUUCGAGAGGCUCCGGCCCAAGAUGCUCCAGGCCGUCGACGACAUGCUCGCCUACGACAUCCCCGAUCUCCUCAAGCAGUUCAGGAACCCCUACGACUGAGGUUGAUGAUUCUCCGAGAAAAAUUCCUGCGUUUCGUUUCUACUACUCCAGGAUUCUGAAUUUUUGCCCUGGGAUGACUUAUUACAGGAGUGAUACAUAGAGCUUCAGGUAGUGAGUGAGAUGUAAGAAGUAGUAGGUGGAGACCUGACCGUUUGGUCUGCGUACACGACUGCCUUUGCACCGUGGAACGUCUUACGUUUUACUUGGUCA